AUGAUUUAAAAUCAUCCUCUGUGUCCUAAAUCAGCAAUGGAAAAGUAUUAUAUGGAGCAGCAACUCCCUAAAUAUCAGACUCUACCUCCGUAGCUGGCGCAGAAGAAGAAUCACUCUUAUUAUCAUGAUAAUUCGAAUAUUUGGAACAAUCAACACCAAUCCAGUUCGAAUAUGAAGGUGUUUGCCAAGAUCUAAGAAUAGAAACUGAGAGGGGAGAAACGCAUUAAGUAAUUGCAAAAGCAAGAAGAGAGAGACAAAACAUUGUAUUAAAUGAGCAAGCACAUCUAUUUCAAUUAAUUGAAGCAGGAGGACCAUUUGAGGAUGCAAACUCGUAAAUUAGAGCGGGCAGGUCUACAAAAUCUGAGUCAAUAACAAUCGGAUAUUGAAGCAGAUCAAUUACAACUCAAACCCAUAUAAUACAAUACUACCUUGUAAGGAAGGCCUGAAUUGUUUUGGAAUAAAGUGGGGUAGCAUUCUCAGAAGCACAUUAAGAUGCUAGUGAAUCCAAAAAUCUUGGCCAUGGAAGAGGAGGCAGUGAAAUUGAUUGAGAAACGUAUUGAGAAAGAACACAAAGUUGAAUAAAUUAGGUGGGAAUUAAAACAAGAGAAUAUGAAACUUAUUCGGAAACUCAAUGCCAAGAGGUAAGAAGAAAACGAUGAAAUUCAUUAUAAAGCAGGGUUGUCUCCAUCUCACAAGAUGGGAAUCUCUAAAACCAUUCAUGUUAGACGACCAUCUCGUCCAUCUCGACCUUCUCUAGACAUUAUUGAAUAGACCCUGUAACAAAUCGAGGAGAAACAAGAAAGAACAAGUCGACCAUUCACAAUAGACAGUGAUAAACCAUCAUUUUCAUUACAUGUAAGACCUCAAACUAGUAAAUUAGAAUAGUCAGUCAACUAAAAAUGUGCAUAGUCUAGCCAAUAAUCACUUAGUGUCACUAAGAAACGCACUCUUAGGAUGGAUAGAUCUGAGUUUAAGGGAUUGUACUUAGCAUAGGCUUGUGAUGUUAGCGACAACAAUUUCAGUAAAACCAUCCGUUCUAAUUGUACCAUUCUUAAGGGAAUCUCGAAUUAAAAGAUUAGAGCAUAACAAAUGCCUUAGAAUAUUAGGUCUACUAAUUAACCUGAGGAGAAUGUAAACAAAAUGUUAGAUUCAUUUGAGGGCAAAUUGUAGGAUAAAAAACUUAAAUAUUGA
This is a messenger RNA of Paramecium tetraurelia, 1191 nucleotides long. RefSeq lists its product as uncharacterized. The transcript has 2 exons. NCBI's taxonomy places the organism in Eukaryota, Ciliophora, Oligohymenophorea, Peniculida, Parameciidae. The record is from RefSeq and is a predicted model, not a curated record.